GCUAGCUCAAUAGCUUAGUCAUGAAUCGCCCGUGUGUUUGGGGACAAAGGCAACUGCACCACUGCUGGAUGUAAGGGCAGAGUCCAAGCCUAAUAAUUAUAGUAAUUAAUAGUGGAUUAACUCUGCAUGUGUCUGUUUUUGGCCUUUGUUCACCGCAGUCAACACGGCUUUGUUAAAGAUUAGGCGCUAGCUUUGCUCACUAGCUGACAGAGCCUGUGUGUCUGUGUUCUGUGGGGUUUGAAGGUGCUCCGGUUCGGGUUUGGCACGGAGCUGUCGCGAAACUGGCGAGGUGACCCAUGAUGAAUCGCUUCCGAAAGUGGCUUUAUAAGCCAAAGAGGUCAGAUCCUCAGCUGCUGGCCCAGUUUUACUAUUCAGAUGAGGAACUGAACCAGGUGGCCACUGAGCUGGACAGUCUGGAUGGCAGGAAAGAUCCUCAGAGGUGCACCUUGCUGGUCAACCAGUUCCGAUCCUGCCAGGACAAUGUGUUGAACAUUAUAAAUCAGAUUAUGGAUGAGUGCAUACCUGAAGACCGAGCCAACAGAGACUUCUGCGUGAAGUUCCCUGAAGAGAUCCGUCAUGACAACCUGGCCGGGCAGCUGUGGUUUGGAGCAGAGUGUCUGGCAGCAGGAUCCAUCAUCAUGAAUCGUGAAAUCGAGAGCAUGGCCAUGCGGCCACUGGCCAAAGACCUCACCCGCAGCCUAGAGGAAGUGCGCAGCAUCACCCGAGACCAAGCGCUGCGAGAUCUCGACAACUACACCGAUCGCAUGAGGGAAGCACUGCGACAGUUCGACAGCCUUUUUGCUGAGUUUGAGCUCAGUUACGUGUCAGCCAUGGUGCCUGUAAAGUCUCCUAAAGAGUAUUACAUCCAGCAAGAUGUAAUCGUGCUCUUCUGUGAGACAGUUGAGAGGGCUCUGAAGCUUGAGUAUCUUACACAAGACAUGAUUGACGACUACGAGCCUGCACUCAUGUUUACAAUCCCUAGACUUGCCAUUGUCUGUGGCCUUGUUAUCUACUCUGAAGGGCCUCUUAACCCGGACCACAAACCAGAGGACAUGUCCGAACUCUUCCGGCCUUUUCGCACUUUGCUGAGAAAAAUAAGAGACCUACUGCAGACUCUAACAGAAGAAGAGCUCGUGACGCUGGAGCGUAGCCUCUGCAUCUCUCAGGAAGGAGAAUUUACUGGAGGUCCCAGCACUUCCACUGAGAGCCAGAUAGAGACCCUGGAGAAGGAUGAUGCAGUUCAAGAGGAGGUGGUGGACCUCACACUCUGUGUAACCCAGGAAGAAGACACCGUAUGGAAGGAGGAAGAAGGAGGAAAGAGGCUACAGGAAACCCCUUGUGAAAGAGAAGAGGAGGGCACUGAUGAAGACUUGGCUUGCUCCAUGCAGUAUGAUGAAGAAGAGAUAGAGCAGCUCAAUAUGAUGGUGCAUCAAGUAGGGGAUGUAAUGUCCACAUUGCUUUCCCCUCCGAGUCAGAAUCAAUCUCCGGCCCACCGGCCUCAACCAUACGGAGGAAGCAGUUUGGGGGAUUCCAGUGCGGCUUCCAGCACUCAUGCGUCUCCUCGGAGGGGAGUACCGGGCUGCUAUCAUGACGACGAUAGAGUGUUCUUUAUGGAGGACUUGGAGGCUGGAGGAGUUGUAGGGGAAAGUGUAACUAGCAAGCUUUGCCGUGAACAGCUUCCCCUUCCUACUGUAUGCCUCCGAUCACCUGAGAACUCUAGACCCUCCCCUUUGAGUGAUUCAUCCUGUAACGGAUGGUUGACAGUCUGCCAGUCAAGCGACUCUACCAAUCUUGACUGUCACUCCAAAGGGAACUCUGAUCCUGUGCCCCUGGUGAACGGCUGGGAAAAGCUGCACGAGGAGGAUUGCGUAGAGGCUGCGGAAGAGAUCGCCAAUCGCAGCGGUGGAAUGAAACUAUCUGCCACAGUGAUUUUUAACCCGCAUUCUUCAUGCUUGUCUGACUUGGCCGUAGUCUUACCUCAGUCAGUGGAUGGUUUGGAGCCCGCCGAAGGUGGGGCUUUAGUUGCCACUCAGUGCCUGCUUAACUCCUGUGUGUGCUGUGCUGGCGGAUGUGUAGACAACCAUGAGGACGGCGUCACCUUGGAGCCUGCUGGACGGGGCAUCCAGGGGUUUGAUAAGCACAAGCUCACCAUCACAAGCUCCGUCAUCCAAUCAGCUGUAGGUGUUGGCAGCCCAGGGAAGGGGGACGGACAUUUACCCCUCACCCUGCCUCCUUCCCAGGGCCACCUCACCCCAUACUGUCCCAUGCAGAACCUAGCAAGAGAGGACUGUGGCAGUCAGGACUCUUCCCAGUAUCCCAGCUGUGAGAAAUGUCUGGCAGGAUUUCUUCUGGCUCAGAAUAAUAGAGGCUUGGGACAAGGGGAGAGAGGACCUAGUUGCAACCAACAGGACACGGGAUGUCAGAUGCAAACCAACACUACAGCAAAAGGGAGAUCGGAGGGUUUUGGAAAACAGGCCAAAGAAGAAAAUAAAAAGAGCUCUAGUUCUCAGGAGUCCCCCCUCAGUUCUGUCCCCAGCAGUGACAUUGAGGGUGUAACUGACACUACAUGCAGUUUAUCAAGUUCAUACACACCCAGCCCCGUCAGUAGCCUUACCAGCUCGGACAUGUCUGAGGAUCUGGAUCAUCUGGAGAUUCAUGUGGCAUUGCAGGCCGCCAAACUCGCUGCUCACAAUAAAAUUCGUUUACGUUUCCAUAGUAGUAGCGACCUCAUUCAUCGUCUUUUUGUCUGCAUAUCAGGUGUGGCUGAUCAGUUGCAAACCAAUUAUGCCAGUGAUCUGCGGAGCAUCUUAAAGACUCUGUUUGAGGUCAUGGCUACAAAAUCAGAGCAAGGGGACAAUGAGAAGCCCAAGAAAAGUCCAUGUCUGGGCAGUGCAGCACUUGAAGACUGUGCUCUCUGCCAGGAGACAAUCUCUUCAUCAGAACUUGCUGCCAAAGCCAGAGAGGGACAGUUUGAAGAUCCUCCUGAAUGGGUUCCAGAUGAGGCCUGUAAUUCCUGCAUAUCAUGUAAGGCUCCAUUCACAGUCAUCCGAAGGAAACAUCACUGCAGGAGCUGUGGAAAGAUCUUCUGUUCUCGCUGCUCAUUGCACUCAGCACCGUUGCCUAGAUACGGUCAGAUGAAGCCGGUGAGAGUUUGCACUCACUGCUACAUUUUCCACGUAACGCCUUUCUACAGUGGCAGGACUGGUAUCUGACCACAGUGCUCUCCACACACCUUACGCACACGCACACUGAGACAUAAGCACACUACAAUGAGUUUACUGAGGUUGGAUACUUCAGUAGCCAUUAGUGUAUGAUACAUGCACAUCACUUCUAACAUCAUCAUCCAAAAAAAGUGUAAAUAUUAUAAAGCACUAAAUGCAAAUACUUCAAAGCAAGAAAAAGAGUCUUGACCAGAGAACAAACAAAGAUGGACUGAAUUACGGUUGGGAAUGCCUCAUAUUAGGAAGCACAUCAAGGUAGAUCCCCUUUGCUAUGGGAUCCAAAGUUUUUUUUUUAGGGCUUUGCUUUUGAACAAUGAGCUUCAUGAAAUGCUUUAAUGGAGCAUGGAACAAGCUGGCUAUUCUGUAAAACAGAAGUGCACCUGAAAACUACACGUACAUGGCAAGACAAAACAAAAAAAAUACAGCUUGUUAGAAAGAUUUCUUCUGGCAAAGGUCCAUGGGCUCAAAUUUCCAUAGUGAAUGUAAACAGCACAUGAAAAAUAUGAAAAUAAUAAAAAUGUGACUCUUAUGAAGACAAUGAUAUUAAAGGAUAGUUCACCCAAAAAUGAAAGUUAUGUCAUCAUUUAUUCACCUUGAUGUUGUUCCAAACCCAUUUGACUUCCUUAGCAUUUUUUCCAUGCAAUGAAAGUAAAUGGUGACUGAGGCUGAAAUUUUUUAACUGGUUUGAAACGACGUGAGUGUGAGUAAAUGACAGAUUUUUCAUUUUUAGUGAACCAUCCCUUUAACACUAACUGCACCAUUACGGGAUGCUUUCGUGGUAUAGGACAGAUAGUUGAUUUUGUUUUUUUUAAAUGUUUUUAUACAUAAAAAUAAUGCUGCUUUCUGUAAAUCAGAAGUGAGAUUUCAGGAUUAGUUGAAUGGCCAAAAAAAAAAGGUAUGUGUGUAUAUAUGCUGAAAGUAUGAUUUGAUGUAUCUUCCAAAAGAGAAGAUUCUCUUAUAUUCCUAAUACCAAUGAAUGUGCAACAUUUGGAUGUUCUGUUAUUUUCUUUUUCUCCAUUAAUUUGUACUGAACUGUAAAGUUAUUGCCUUUUACAGCAGUGAGAGAGACUUUUGCUUUUCCCUCUGGUACAAAGGAACACUUUAAAGCCCCUACCUCAUCCCUUCUGAUGACUUCCUACCCCCUUACACCUUUUCACACCGCUCCUUGUUAUUAUAUUAUGUCUACACUACAGGAUCACUCAGUCAUAACUGUUUUCAACACUAAUAGGCCUUUCCUUGUCUUUAUUUUGCACAUAUGAUUUUUUUUUUUUUUUAUCUUAUCCACUGAGAUCAAUAUAUAUAGUGUCCAACCACUACUUUUUGUCUGUAAAUGUAAAAGUUAAUCUGAUUUGAACAUUUAUGAACAAUUACUUGAGCCUUCGAGCUAUAAGAAGCUCAUAUGAUUAUGUAAUCAGAGGAACACGGGUUAAUGUUGUGUAGUGUUGUUCUUGUCUAGUACCUCAAACUUUGGCUCAACAUAGGGUAGUUCACCUAAAAAUAAAAAUUCAGUCAUUUACUUACUCCCAUGUCCUUCCAAACCCAUUUGACUUUCUCGAAGAUCCAUUUGAAUUCUGUGGAAGACCAAAGUAGCCGUUUAGCAGACUGUCCAAGCUGCUUUCUCCAUACAGUGGAAGUGGAUGGGGACCAGGGACUGUCAAGCUCCAAAAAAGGACCAUAAAUGUAGUCUAAACAUUAUGUGUGCUAUAUUCCAAGUCUUCGGAUGCCAUAAGUGUGAGGAACAGACUGAAAUUUAAGUGGUUGUUCAGUAACAUCUUUCUGGGCACCAGUCUUUUUCAUUGAAUGGAAUGUGUGGACAUUCUGCUGUAGACUCCUUUUGUGUUCCGCUGAAGAAAGAACGUCAUCUGUGUUUUGAAAAACUGUAGGGUGAGAGAAUUGUCAAAUAUUCUCUCUCUUUUUCACUUUUACCUUCUGUGGCCAGCAAAACAUCUGCUUUUAUAACCCUGUCAUGUAGUCACCUUACAGACAACAAAGUGAGGAUUGAUUAAUUUUAAGGGCACAGAUUUAUAAUUAAUAUCAAUUUAAGCAGUUUCUGUAUUAAUACAAUCUGAGAUUGAGCUAAUUUAAAAAUGUGCUGCAAAAUGAUUUUUGAGCAAACACUACUAUCUGAUGCACUUUGUAUGACAAAUAGUGGAGCAUUGAAAUUUACUGUAGCUGGUAAGCAAUGCCACAUGUGACUAUUUCUUAUGUGUAAUGAUCUAAAGUUAUAGUUUUACAGUGAUCUAAAGCCUAUUCAACUGUUGGCCCAUUUGACAUUUUAGUGGUCCACGAGCUUGUCAGUUGUCUUAGGGGCUGUACACACCGAACCUGUUUUGUGUCUGUUCAGGCUGUUUUUCUUAAUUGUUUUUCUAUGUAAACUUGUGCUAGACAGACGUCGCGCCACGUCUCAAUUUUAUUACAGUGCCUCAUUUAGAGGUUGCACUACAAAUAAAAAUGAUCCGUCAUUUUGACUACAUUUAUUGAUUUAAAGAACUAUAAUCAAAGAUGACUGACUAGCGUGAGUUUGGAGAAACAGAAAAGUUAUAUUUAUUAAUUUGAUCAAGAAAACAAUCGAUUUGAAAUGUCAAACGUUAAAAUCAUUGCAUUUAUAACAAACUGCACUGUUAUUGUUCAAUAAAAUGUUUAGGAUCAGUCU
Molecule: messenger RNA, 5874 nt
Organism: Xyrauchen texanus (razorback sucker)
Lineage: Eukaryota; Metazoa; Chordata; Actinopteri; Cypriniformes; Catostomidae
Product: lateral signaling target protein 2 homolog
Exons: 14
Coding region: 297-3212 (971 amino acids)
Biological process (GO): negative regulation of epidermal growth factor-activated receptor activity
Cellular component (GO): early endosome membrane
Molecular function (GO): metal ion binding
Source: RefSeq, a predicted model, not a curated record